UAGCAUUGGGAGAUUUUGGAUAAAACACCAAAUCAAAAUGAAUGGAUCUGACCUUGUAUAAUGUUAUGAUGAGAGGCAAUAUCGGAGAUGCCAAUUUUUUACUUGCUAAUCAUCUGUAAAGGGAUGAGGAAAAUGGCUACAAAGUCACUCCGAAGGGCAGCACGGUCCUCCACGUCGUAUCCCUCUUGGCCACUCCCAUUUCGCAGCAGAAGUCCUUAAGAUUACUCCAGCAAUGUUAUGCUGUCAAAACCAGAAAAAAUAAAAUCGCUCUACAUAUGGCAGCCAACGAAGGGCACACUGAAGUAGUACGUGUGCUAUAUGCAUGUGUCGAAGAUCAUAAUACUAUGGAGAAAAUCACGAGGAUGACGGAUGUUAGUGGAGAUACAGCGCUGCACAAGGCUGUGAGGAGCCAACAUCUAGAUGUGGUUAAGCUCUUGGUGAAAGAAGAUUCUGAAUUUGAAUUUCUUCCUAACCAUGUGCAGGAGAAGCCACUGUAUCUAGCGGCUGAAUCUGGUUUUCAUGAUGCUUUGAUUAACAUCUUAGAAUCCUACAAGAAACCAGCCUAUGCUGUAGGUCCAUCUAAUAGAACGCCGCUGCAUGCAGCAGUAAUUCAUGAACACAAAGAUUGCAUUAGAUCACUAUGGCGUUGGAAUAAGCCUUUAUGCGAGGAACCUAACGUAUGGGAUUGGAAUUACUGCACUAUGCUGUUAAAUUAGGAUUGGAAGACAUAGUUUCUGAUAUGCUGUGGUGGAAAAAAUCCUUAGUGUACCUUUUGGUAGGCAGUGAAAAUGAUUGGACGAUAGCAAUUCACAUUGCAGCCAGUAAAGGUGAUCUAAACAUAAUCAAUGAGCUAUUAAAUCACUGCCCUGAUUGUCGGGAUUUGCUUAACAGCAACAAUCAAAAUGCUCUACAUAUUGCCUUAUUGAACAAUCUAGAUGAGGUAAUCCACUUCUUAUUAAACUCUGAUAAGUGCGGCAGCCUUAUUGAUGAGCCAGAUAGUGACGGCAACACUCCUCUCCAUUUGCUUGCUGCCUCUGAUAACCAUACGCAUGAAUUAAUAAACCAUCCUAGAGCAAAGAAGGUGUCAUUUAAAAAACAAAACCAGACCCCACUUGAUAUAGCAUUAUUAUGCGCAGAGACAACAAAGAAGAGAAGCAGACACACAUAUAUUUUUCAAAUACUGGUUGCGCUUGAGUAUAUGGUGGUGAAAUAUUGUGAUGAAGGAUGCUAUUUCCAGGGAUUCUAACUGCGGGCAGUUUGGUUUUUUUUAGUCUUGAUAUUUUGCUGUCUCUGUAGACUUUUUUGUUGCUGUAAUCUGUAGAUUAUUUUGCUAUAAGGUCUAGAUCUUUAGAAGGUAGUUGUAGUGUGUGGUGCUGCAUUAUUUCAGCACAAUAUUAGGAGACAUGUUUCCAGUU
This is a messenger RNA of Capsicum annuum, 1415 nucleotides long. Its product is annotated as ankyrin repeat-containing protein ITN1-like. Gene Ontology annotation, molecular function: protein binding. The record is from RefSeq and is a predicted model, not a curated record. The transcript has 2 exons. NCBI's taxonomy places the organism in Eukaryota, Viridiplantae, Streptophyta, Magnoliopsida, Solanales, Solanaceae. The coding region runs from base 276 to 716 and encodes 146 amino acids.